Nymphaea colorata (pocket water lily) is the source of this 1621-nucleotide messenger RNA. Its product is annotated as fasciclin-like arabinogalactan protein 4. Gene Ontology annotation, biological process: mucilage biosynthetic process involved in seed coat development; abscisic acid-activated signaling pathway; multidimensional cell growth. Gene Ontology annotation, cellular component: plasma membrane. The coding region runs from base 207 to 1478 and encodes 423 amino acids. The record is from RefSeq and is a predicted model, not a curated record. The transcript has a single exon. Lineage: Eukaryota; Viridiplantae; Streptophyta; Magnoliopsida; Nymphaeales; Nymphaeaceae.
CACGCGUCAUAUGAGUCACGACCUUCCGUACGGAGGGGUAAUUUCGACAUAUAAAAAGCUGCAGAGCUUUUCGUAAUCCGACCAGAAAAGGAUCAGAUAAAAUAAAUAAGAAAAUAAAUAUAAUAAAUAAAACCCUUUUUCUUGGCGCUCACUCUGCUCCCACUCGCGCGCGCACUCGGAAGCCCGCUGCGCUUGCUCGCCGGAAAAUGCCGCCGCUGCCGGAGUCCGGAGUCCGACGUCGCUUCGCUGCCGUGAUUGGGGUCGUCCUCUUGUUGUUUUCCCGCGCCGUCGGCUUCAACGUCACGACAUUCCUCUCGUCCUUCCCCGACUUUUCCACCUUCAACCACCUCCUCGCAACCACCGAAGUUGCCGGAGAUCUCGACCGCCGGUCGUCUCUCACAAUUCUUGCGGUGCCCAACCACCUCCUCGACUCCACCAGCCUCGGCAGGCUCCCUUCCGCCCAGAUCUCCGACGUCCUGCGCUACCACGUCCUCCUCCAGUACCUAGACUGGACGGCGCUCCGUCAGAUCCCGGCGUCCGGGAAGCUCGUUGCGACGCUCUACCAGACGACCGGCCGCGCUGAGGCGAACCUCGGGGCGGUAAACAUCACGCACGACCCCUUGACGGGAAACGUCACUGUGCGGCCGCCGGGCGCCUUCGCCCCCUCGAACGCCACAGUCGUCUCGCUGAUACGCGCCGUCCCCUACUCCGUGGCGGUGUACGCCGUCGACGGCCUGCUCCUGCCUUCGGGAUACGGUCUCUCGGCGUCGGAGAGCCGCCCGCAGGUGCAUAUCAACAUCACCGGCGUGCUGAUCGGCGCGAAGGACUUCAACGUCGUGGCGGCGAUGCUGGCGGCCUCGGGCGUCACGGCGGAGUUCGAGAACGACGAGCAGGGAGCCGGGAUCACAGCCUUUCUCCCGACGGACGACGCCUUCACCGACCUAUCGGCGCAGCGCCUGCAGAGCCUCCCGGCGGACACGAAGGCGGUGGUGCUCAAGUAUCACGUCCUCCACUCCUACUACCCCCUCGGCUCCCUGCAAUCGAUCGUCAAUCCCGUGCAACCAACGCUUGCGACGGAGGAGAAGGGCGCCGGAAGCUUCACACUUAACAUCACCAGGGCCAACGGAUCCGUCGCCCUCGACACCGGAAUCGUUCAGGCAGCAAUCACGCAGACGGUCUACGACCAGAAGCCGGUGGCGAUCUUCGGCAUCUCGAACGUGCUCCUUCCCAGAGAGGUCUUCGGCUCCGGGCAGGUCGACCAGAGCACGCCGGUAAGCGGCCCCCCCGAUUACUCGUCGGCCCCUACAGAACGCCCCGCACAAUCACCCGGUGCCGCCAUUUCCCCGACGAGCGAGGUGCCCCCGAUCGGGAGCCUUGGAGGCGUGUCGAGUAGCGCCGGCGGCGGCGGAGAAGAGCGAAGCGUCGUCGUCGCCGGGAUUUUGGGGUUUUUAGGGUUGUGGUGGAUCGCCGCCUUGUGAAAACGAUUCCCGGUUUCCCAUUUUUUUCAUUUUUUUUCGCAUUAAAAUUUUAUUAUAUAUGCUGCAAAAAAGCAGUGAUUUUUUUUUCUUUUUUGUGAUUCGAAUUUUUUGUACUCGAAAUAACGAGGAAUUUUUUGGGCUUU